CUCGGUUAUAAGUCACCGGAUGACAAAUACACAUACUUACCGCAGCACCGAAGGCAUGCCCAACUUCAUGGGCAAAAGUAAUCUCGGAAACCUUGGGUGGACUAUUUCUUCCUUGAAGUGUAAAUGUGACGACAGCAGUAUUAUAACUGUUUAUACCUCGCCUACCAUCACACAUCCCGCCAGCCCUACCCUGUGGAUAUCCGAUCCAGGCUAAGCCCAGAAUACCUCCGGCAAAAUCUCUGUGGGUGAAGUACACCGCCUCACAAAACUUUGAGUAAUCCUUCUUGGACAUUAUUGACAAAAACGUAGAGCUAUCGAUAUUUUCCCUUUUUAAUCCCCCUGGAGUUUUAUCUUCGUUGUGAACUUGUAAAAGCCCCACAUGGAACUGUAUGCUGUAAGGGGAAUAAGUAUCUGUUGUAUUAAAAGCUUUUCCAUAGAUUAUAUUCAGACCUUGGACAUGUUUUAAAAUCUCACCAACAGCUAAUAUAGUGCCUGCAGCAUACUUGAGAAAAGUAUAAUCAGCCUCCAUCGAAAGCCGGCAAAGGUUUUCCUUUAUGUUGCCCGUAGACCUUCGAUUUCUCGUUUUAAAACUUGAACUUUCUGCUGCCAAGUCGUUCCUUUCAAGUCCUUCCCCAAAUGGUGCGAUUAUUGGCUCGGCAAAUUUAACAUCAAAUUUGACAUCUUCGUCUUUAUAUAUCACAGAAUGAAAGCCAGAAGGCUUGUCAAAAUAUCGCUUUGCCGAUUCGAUAAAAUAAACUCCAUCUUUUGUGUGAAUUUUGCCAGUAAACACACCAUCUUCGUGAAGCACUCCGUGGACAAUAGACCCUGGUUCGCCGAUAACUUUCCCAAUUAAAAGCGAGUUUUUGUCAAACUCUAUUCUUUUGCCAUCCCCGUCAAUUAUUUCAGCGUCAGAUGCUAUUGUUUUUGUAUCAGGCCGAAGGGCUAGUUCAAAUUUCCGUCCGUGCGCUGUAAAUUCAAAGACGUGUGUUCUUCCAAAACUUGUCUCGGCGUCCCUUCGGUAUAUUUUUGGCUUCGCCGCAUAGUUCAAAGUUUCGUAAUGUUGAAUAAAAUCGUUUAGCGGCGUUUUAGCAAAGGUUUCUUGCUUUGUAAACAAAAGCAGAUAAUAGAAAAAGCAAAAUAAUAUUGCCAUUUUAUUACCAGUUACUAAUAGCUAUCUGCAAUUAAAAAAGAUUUGAUAGUUAAUACUGAAUAGUACACGAACUGUCAUCAAGAUAUCAAAUAGUCACUGACAUUUUAAUAUUUAUUACAGUAUUCCCUAAGCCUAUGCCUAAGCCAAAAUAUUGAACCCGGUAUUAAAAUAUUUUAUUAAUAACAAGUCAAUCGACCAAUAGGAAACGAGUAUUUCCGGUAUUUCCAUGCCAACCACUUCACCACUUGAGUACCACUUGAGAAAUAUGUUUUGGGGAGUUAGGGGGGAGUGGGUGAUGAUAGUCGUAGCACGUAAAGUGGCUGAACAUGUUUUAAUACCUUACUCUAUGCCUUGCCCACAUUACUGUAUGGCUGGACGAUAUACGAAAAUAUUGGAAUUCUGCAGAUAUGGUAAAUUCAUAUUGUACAACUUUAAUCCCUUGGAGAUUUCACAAAUAAUAGAAGUUAUUUUAACAUAUUGUUAAAACACAAUUGAGUGGCAGCACCCUUGAAGAGUAAAAUUGCCUGGUGUUACACAGAGUUAAAUAAUAUAAAAGUAGAUAAUCAUAUUAUAUCUUUUAAUUAAGCAGGCAUAUCUGGAAGUUUGGUAUGUCGGCAGAAACUACAUACAUGUCAAGCAGUGCAAGCUCAUCUAUUGGGCCAACCGACCGGCCUAACUCACCCGCAUUUGAUGCAAGAAAACGAAAGUGAGUAGUGCUCUAAAUAUAUCUUGCCUCAGUCAGUCACAUGUUCGAAGAAAUGUUUCCACAUUUGACUCUUCCAAAUGCUUCAGGUUUUCUCCAGUGUUCCUACAGGAGGAAACUGCAGUAUCUGACCAUUACAGCAAAAGUAAUAAGUAAUAUUUAACCCAUUGAGCCGCAAUGCACCCCAGUGCGCCCUACUUAUUUUUUACUUGUCUAACACCAGACAAUUUUAUUUGUCAAUGGGGAAGCUCUGCAGCUUAAUGGGUUAACCAAAAAAUCUGACAAUGUCUCUAAUUAAGUGACCAUUGAGCCACAUUAUGCGGCCCAGUGCACCCUACUUAUUUUUUUACUUGUCUAAUGCCAGAUGAUUUUACUCUUCAGUGGGGGAAGCUCUGCAGCUUAAUGGUUAAUUAAUAUUUAACUCCUUUAGUCACACCAGGCAUUUCAAGUAACGAAUAUGCGCAAAGAAGAGAUAACUUAAUAAAGUAGGUUAAUAUUUGAAUUAACCUUUUUUCAUAAAAAUAAGGCAAUCACAAUCGAAUUCAUUCAAUUCCAUUCUGUCUAGAGUCCUCAGAAAUACUCACUAUGGAAAGUUACAUGAGAAACAUAUUCUCAUAUUUUCAUCAAGUCCUGAAUACUUCAUGGGACCAGACGUACCGUAAGUCACUUUUGUGCCACACAAGACAUAUUAUUCAAUAUGCAACCAUUUGAUACAUGCAAUGGUGGCCAUCUCCCCCACGAGUAUAAUUAUUUGAAUUGAUGGCCUUUUCCAUUUUUUAGAUAUCCUUUCAGACAGAAUUCAAACUUUUUGUACCUAACAGGGUACCAAGAACCUGACAGUGUAUUAAUUGUAGGCAAGUACCGGUAUUGAAUUAAGAACAGAAGUAUAUAACAAUAUGUAUGCCAGAAAUGCAACAGUUUUUUUGUCUCACAACAGAAAUUGGUGGGAAUAACAUGCCUGGUCAAAAAUAUAAGACCACAUUUUUCACAAGACCUAGGGAUCCUUCAAGGUAAUACACAGUGGCGUAACUGGAGGGUGUUUGAGUGUCCAGAGGCAAGGCCCCCCGGCAAAAAUGACCAUAAAAUUUUUGCUAGUUAGUAAGUGAGACUUUGAACGUGGCUUAAAUUAAACAUUCAAAAUUUGCAGGGAAAUUUGGGAUGGACCACGCAGUGGAACAGAAGGUGCUAUCGAACAUUUCGGAUUUCACAAAGUAUGAAAAGUAUUUAUAACUGAAGUAUUUCUUUGUAUUACCAGACAUCUUCAACACUAAAAUAUGUUUUCGGUUAUAAUUGAGAGUAUUCUGUUUUAAGGCACAUCCAAUAAGUAAACUUCCACAAAUUAUGCUAGAAAGGUAUGUGUACUAAAAUUGUUUCCUGUAAACUAUUGAAGAGUAUUUUUGGGUGGGUUUUUAAUAGUAAGCAUUACAGAACAGCAAAUUGUGGCACACUUUUGCAAAAGUCCUUGUACACCUUCCCAAAACUAAAAAAAAUCUUUCCAAAAAAGUUUUCCUCUAAAUAUCUUUACUCUACUGAUUUCGUAGAUCAAAAUCCCACAAAAUGGCUAAAAAUCCCAAAAUCCCUCGAUGUCCUCAAAAUCCUGCCAAAAUAUCCUUGAAAAUUUGCUGAAAAUCUUGAAAAAAAUCCCCAAAUUAUCCUUGCAGCUAGAGUUUUUUUCAGAGUAAUACACCCCUCUGCAGUCUUGACCAAUCAUGCACUCAAUGCAUGAUUGAGUGUUCAAUGAAACCUAGCUAGAAAAUAAAGCUAGCUGAUGAAGAAAUACUUGUUUAUUUUAUAUUUUUGAAUGCAGAUUUAAUGAUAAAAAUUGCCAUAUCUGGUAUGAUCACAUGGACCCUCCACAUCCUCUUAUCAAUAAAGAGAUAACUGAUGUUCUUUUCAACAAUGCAAAAUUUAAAUUUAGUAGUAAGUUGAGUGUUUCGAAUGAAUUUCUCGAAACCAUAUUUAAACACAAAAAACAGCACCAUACAUGUAUGCAUUCCCAAUGUUUUUAGGAAUACAUCGUGUCGGUCAUUUGGUUGAGUUGUUACGCCUUGUUAAAUCUCCGGCGGAAAUUUCAUUAUUAAAGAAAUGCUCAUCAAUCACAGCGCAAGGUUUUAUUAAGGUACCUCGCAAUGUUCGCAAAUUCACAGAAAUAUGUCUGGAUGGCAUGGAGAACAGUGGGAUAUUUUCAAAACAAUGAAAAGACAAUGAAACAUUCUGAUCACUGGAUCGUGAUUGGAUGCCAUGGAGAACAGUGAGAUUUUCAAAACAAUGAAAAGACAAGGAACAUUCUGAUCACUGGAUCAUGACUGGAUGACAUGGAGGACAGUGGGAUUUUCAAAACAAUGAAAAGACAAUGGAACAUUCUGAUCACUGGAUCAUGACUGGAUGGCAUGGAGAACAGUGGGAUUUUUAAAACAAUGAAAAGACAAUGGAACAUUCUGAUCACUGGAUCGUGACUGGAUGACAGUGGGAUUUUCAAAACAAUGAUCGCAAUGGAACAUUCCGAUCACUGGAUCAUGACUGGAUGACAUGGAGGAUAGUAGGAUUUUCAAAACAAUGAAAAGACAAUGGAACAUUCUGAUCACUGGAUCAUGACUGGAUGACAUGAAAAACAGUAGGAUUUUUAAAACAAUGAAAAGACAAUCACACCGAACAUUCUGAUCACUGAAUCAUGACUGGAUGACAUGGAGAAUAGUGGGAUUUUCAAAACAAUGAAAAGACAAUGGAACAUUCUGAUCACUGGACCAAGAAUAGAUGACAUGGAAAACAGUGGAGUUUUCAGACAAUGAAACAUUCUCAUCACUGAAUCGUGAUCGGAUGCCAUAGAGAACAGUGAGAUUUUCAAAACAAUGAAAGGCAAUGUAACAUUCCAAUCACUAGAUCAACUUACAUCAAAGGGUCCAAUUCCAAUGAAAUGUCUGAUUAAUCAUUGCAGACCAUGGCAAGGACCAAAGCGGGCAUCCAGGAAUCACAACUACACAAUAUUAUGGAGUAUGAAUGCAAGAAGCUUGGUGCAGAUCGACUUUCUUUUCCUCCAGUUGUUGCAACUGGUUCAAUGGCAAAUACUCUACAUUAUGUCAGUAAUAACCAUAUAUUAAGGUAAUCGUUUUCUCAAAUGUUUCCAUCCAGGAAAAUGUAGAAAAUAUCUGAAAAUCUUGACAUUACCUUCCUUGGUUGGUUGGUCAACCUUUGGGAAACAAUGUUCCUUGGUUGGUCCACCUUCGGGAAACAUGGCUAGGGAACAAUGUUUCCUGGUUUGCCCACCUUUGAGAAACAUGGCUAGAAAACAAUCUUUCCUGCAUGGUUUGCCCGUACAUUUAAUCAAAAACAACAUUUUCAUUGUCCUAUAUCACAGGGAUGGUGAACUAUUAUUGGUGGACAGUGGUUGCGAAUAUAAUGGUUAUAGUAGCGAUACAACCAGAGUCUGGCCUGUUAAUAGUAAAUUUACAAAACCACAAAGACAACUAUAUGAAGUCAUGUUAAAAAUACAGAAAAAUUGCAUUAAGGUAAAAAAUCGAAGGUUGCAAUAGACCUCUUUCAUGUAUUGACCCGUAGCAAAAAUUAUGAGAUCAUUAUUAAUUCCCUCUGUUGUCGUGUUGAGUAUAGUGGCUCGUUUCAAGUUGCCCCCAGGGGCCAGUUGUUCAAAGCUGGGUUAGCUUAACCCUAGGUUAACUUAAAAUUCAAGGCAAAUAUCCUGACAGCUUGUCUAUAAAUUUGGAAAUGUUUCUUCAGAAAUCUUGUCUGGAUCAACAGGAGUUCACUUCUCUUAAGUUUUGAAAUAAACAGACAUGCAGGACAACACAAACCAAAACAGCAGGUUAAAUUUUAACCCAGGGUUAGUGCUAACCCACCUUUCAACAACCGGCCCCAGAAGCCAAGUAAUAUGAGCUCAUUUUAAAGGCAACUGCAAGUGUUCUAAGUCAUUGCAUGGGUGAUAUUUGUUUUGGUUUGUGAAAACACCCGUAUUUUAGCCCGGAUAUCAUUGUAAAUGAUGUUUAUUCAACUUUUCCUUCAGCUGUGUCAAGUUGGUAGUUCUCUGGAUAAACUGUAUCAAGCAAUGAUAUUUAUGAUGGAAGAAGAUUUUGAAGGUACAUUUAAUGGUACACAAAGAACGGACCCUAGAACCAAGGCAAUAUUUUACUAGAAAAAAGAGAAUUUUUCUGACGAAAACAAUAAGCUGGAUGAAUUCGGAAGCCUACUCAAAUUUGUCCGGUUUCGCCUUGCGUUGAACAGGACGCAUGAAACUAGACGAGUUCCAGCAACUAACCGUACGAAUUCGAGACCAAAGAAAAUUAGGUUACGUUUUGUGCCGGAAUUGCUUCUAAAUUAGACGGCGCCAUGUGAACAGCGGAUCGGACUUUUUCAAGACCAGUUCCGUAUGAACACUUCUCGUCUCGUAAUUAAUCCGGUUCCGUGUGAACACUUCUCGUCUCGUAAUUAAUCCGGUUCCGUGUGAACUCUUCUCGUCUCGUAAUUCGAUCCGGUUCCGUGUGAACCUGGGACGAACAGGACGAAUUUGAGUACUGUUCCGAAUUCAUCCAGCCCCAUGUGAGUGGUGUGACUUAUUAUUCUUUACGUCGUUUUACAUAUUAUAGCGCUUAAACUCAUCCCAAAAGGUCUUCAACGACAUCAAAAACAACAGGUCAGUAGGAAUUAGAUAGUUUUGGUUUAACCAUUUUGCCAUUUAGAUCAGGGACGCAUCAUCUUCCCGAUAGAUUGUCUGUCGUAGUUUAAACACAACACGAGCUAUCCAUGAGAUGGAAUUUCAAACAAAAUCUUACUUUUACAGUUGGUGAGAAAAUUGUGUCCUCACCACAUCGGGCACUAUCUUGGUAUGGAUGUCCAUGACGUCAGUUCUGUUGGUAAAAAUCUUCCUCUGUCAGAAGGCAUGGUGAUCACCAUAGAACCUGGUCUGUAUGUCAGAGAUGGUAUGGACGUACCAGCAAGGUGGGUAGAAAUACACUAGCACUAUUAAUUGGUGUAUUUGGAGUAUGUUUUUCAAGAAACACUUGUCAUUGAAAAACGUAGGCAAGCUGUAUGCUUGAUUUACACAGUACAACUCAAGUUGUAAGCAGGUUGCAUGCGACAGUUUUAGGCAAAAGUUGUGGCAUCAGCCUUGAAGAUAGUUCUGAAACACAUCAAUGAUGUGAUGCUAAUUUGUGUUGUAGGUAUAAAGGUACUGGAAUUCGUAUCGAAGAUGAUAUUUUGAUAACCCAGAAAGGACCUGUUGUUUUAACAUCGGAAUGUCUUAAAGAAAUUGAUGAACUAGAGAACAUUGUAGGAACUGCUGUAAAAUAAUUCGAAAAUAUAUUUCUCAGUCAACAGUAUUUGAGUUAGUGAGUUUACUGGUAUUGUAUAUUAUAAAACCGGGUAUCUGUACAUGUGUUCCAAAGAUUGGCAACUAAACCUGCUGGAAACAUUGUUCAUGGCUAACAUUUCUAUUUCCUGGAAGCAAAUUUUGUUUCCAGAAAACUAUUUCCAUGGCCAUGGGUGGGC
Molecule: messenger RNA, 7349 nt
Organism: Paramuricea clavata
Lineage: Eukaryota; Metazoa; Cnidaria; Anthozoa; Malacalcyonacea; Plexauridae
Source: the annotation of a GenBank genome assembly